Elgaria multicarinata webbii is the source of this 3919-nucleotide messenger RNA. RefSeq lists its product as uncharacterized. Gene Ontology annotation, molecular function: inositol-1,4,5-trisphosphate 3-kinase activity; inositol tetrakisphosphate kinase activity. The coding region runs from base 1 to 2700 and encodes 899 amino acids. The record is from RefSeq and is a predicted model, not a curated record. Gene Ontology annotation, biological process: inositol phosphate biosynthetic process. Gene Ontology annotation, cellular component: cytoplasm; nucleus. The transcript has 10 exons. Lineage: Eukaryota; Metazoa; Chordata; Lepidosauria; Squamata; Anguidae.
AUGGCUGUCCAAAGUGUCUCCCUGCCUGCCGCCCUGGCCUGGUCUCUCCUGGUUGUGCCCCUCUUAAUCGGGCAUGUUGCCGGCGCAAGGAGGCCUUGCGAACAACAGGUCCGCAGCCGCAAGCCGGUCAUUGACUCUUUUCAAUGGUCGGGCUACUGCGUGCCCCUGAUGAUCAUUCUGGGUGGGUGCUGCGGACUCGCCUGGUGCAUCCUCUUCAUUACCUAUGACGUGGGCCAAAGGGCAGAGAAGGAUCUACCACGGAUCAGCAGUAAAGAGGAACACGCAGCCGUGACAACAUUGGGCGACCAGAGGGAAUCGAUCAAAACGCUGUUCCGAGUAGAGAGUAAAAGCCUAAACGUCGGUAUCCCAGACUCGCCUGAAAAUCAAGUCCUAAGCAACUGGACCGGGACCCAUUCCCUGCUGGAAAAUAACGCCGUGAGCGAAAGGCUCGCCCCCUCUUCCCAACUGGAAAACUACGUCUCAGGUGUGAGCACUCGGAGCCCUUCCCGGCUGGAAAAUAAAGCGGCAAGCGAGAAGGUCGGGAGCUUCUCCCACCUGGUAAGGAAGGUCUCCGGCACGGUGACUCAGAGCCCAUCUUGGAUGGAAAAGAACGUCAUACAGGAGAAGGUCGGGAGCCCUUCCCAACUAGACAAUAAAGUCUCAGGCAACAGAAUUGGCAGCUUUUCCCAACUGGAGAAUGAAGUCAUGAACAAAGGGAACGUCGCCCCUUCCCUGUUUGGGGAGAUCGAGGCCCUUUUGCCCAGCCAGGCCGACGAACAGAAUUCCAGCACGUUGUGGGCCUUUGUAGAGAAGGAGCUGGAAAACCUUUUGCUCAAACUGCGCCUUCUCCGGACCACCAAGCCGACACUCCCUGGUGAGGACGCCCCAAACCCUCCGUCCGAGGACGUCCCGAAGCCCCUAGCCGAGGAGAGACCAGCCGCCCCAGCUGAGACGUCGCCAAGCACCUCAGCUGAGGAGUCUCGGAGCCUCCCAGCUGAGACGCCACCAAGUGCCCCAGCGGAGGAGUCUCCGAGCCCCCUGAGGAUGCUGGGGAGUCAUCCUUUCAUGAACUUCAUAUUCUGUGAGAUCCCCAGAAGCAGCAGCCCCACAAGGGGCCGGGGACGAGGCAGGAAAAGGGGCUGUGGCCGAGGGGGCGGCAGCUGUUCCUCCCCCGCGGUUUCCACGCCUUUCCGUGCUCUGCAAGCCAGAAACGCGGGGCCAGGAUGGGGGGCGCACGGCCGGGACCCCCGUAGCUCAGCCCCUGUUCUUCAGAAAACUCUGGAUGAAGCAUUGCCCGUCUCCCUUCACUAUUACCUUCCCCGACCUGAGGCGAGGAGACCUCUCCAAAAGGGUUUGAGCAUUCCUGUAGGCCUGGAAGUUGACAGCAGCCUAGGGUGGGUCCUUGCUUCCUUCGUGGCUUGGGUUGAGCAGUCAGCACCGGAGAGGUGGGCGUCCUCUGGAGCAGCACUGGAGCCCUCGGAAGCGUCCGAAGCGUCAGCGAGGGGACCAGCUGCGGGGAGGGCAGUGUCGUCUCCCUCGGGUGUCUCCCCGAGCAAUGGCCUGCAAGGACCCCAGGACUUGCCGCCCCGCACGGCUGCCCAUCCAGAGUCCAGCAAACCACAGGGGGCCCCAGCCGCUGCCGGCAGAGCCCAGGGGCCGGGGCUCCCUGUCGGUCGCUCCAUCUCCGGCUCGUCCACCUGUUCCUCGCUGGCCGGGUCAUCGCAGGAUUCAGACGAGGUCUUCAGCGAUGCGGAGGAGAAGAGUCCGCUGGAGAAGAGGCGGGUGCUACGGAAGACCAAGUCCUGGAAGACUUUCUUCACGAUGGUGCACUGGUCCCUGCGGAGACGUAGCUCCUGGGUGCAGCUGGCCGGCCAUGAAGGCAACUUCAAGCCCAGUGAAGGGGGCCAGAUCCUGAAGAGGUUCAGCGCGGUGGAAGACGCCUGCCUGUCCCAGCUGAUGUCGGACGUCCUGCGUCCCUUCGUGCCCACCUACCACGGGGUGGUGGACGUGGGCGGCGAAUGCUACAUCCAGAUGGACGACCUGCUGCGUGGCCUCGACACGCCCAGCAUCAUGGACUGCAAGAUGGGCACCAGGACGUACCUGGAGGAUGAACUGUGCCAGGCUCAGCAACGGGCAACGGCACGCCGGGACCUGUACCAGAAGAUGGUGAAGAUCGACCCCCAGGCUCCCACCGCCUUGGAGCACUGCCAGGGCGCCGUCACCAAAGCUCGGUAUAUGCAGUGGCGGGAGGGGAUCAGUUCCAGCGCCUCCCUCGGGUUCCGCAUCGAGGGCAUCACGAUCGAAGGAGGAGCCGUUCAGAAGGAUUUUAAGCAAAUCCGGGGCCAGGAGGAAAUUGUGGACAUUUUCCUGACGUUCACCAAAAGCCGCCUGGAUGUUCUGAGCACGUACCUGGCGCGCCUGAAGAGCAUGCACAAAGCCCUUGAGGAAUCCACCUUCUUCAAGACCCACGAGGUGAUCGGCAGCUCCCUGCUUUUCCUCCACGACCGGAAGGGACAAGCCAGCGUUUGGAUGAUUGACUUUGGCAAGACACUACCCAGUCCUGCAAACUGCCUCCUACACCACGACGUGGCCUGGACCCACGGAAACCAUGAGGACGGCUACUUGAUCGGCCUGCAGCACCUCAUUGAUACCGUGCAGGUGACUCUACAUAAGGCAGCGUUGGUCCCGGCCCACUGCUGAGCGCGCCGGCCCUCCCUCCCAGCGAGGAGAACCAAGAGCCGACAUCGGCAUAGCCUGGGUGGAGGCUGUACUAACCAGGAGGACCAGCCCUCUGCAGAACACUGCCCUGGUGAGAUCCGGCGACCUAGGGUUUACCGAAGCAGCAAAGGUUGUGCACUCGGUGCCCUGUUCAGGACUGGGUUCCAGUUUUUGCAGGACAUGUUGAGAAACGCUGGGGACCCGCGUCACAGCCAGAGGGAACACUAGAAGUGUUUUCUUGACGGCCCACUUUCUGCCAGGAAAGAGCACGCGUGGUGCAGGUGUUGCCAUGAGGGGAAGAUGGAAGAGCGGACGCCAGAACCCAGUUCGACUAAAGUCACCCCUCUACCAACCCCUGGGUCAUUCCUCUCCCUCCGCCUGCUUCUUUUUGCUGAUCCGGUGGGCAUAUUUGGCAUUUCGUUAGCGCCCUGGGUGCUUCCACGAAAGAACUACCGUUUGGGACGUGGUGGUGGGGGGGUGCCCAUUUGCAAAAUGGCUGCCAUGGUGGGCGCGGCCGUUAACGAAACACUCAUUUCCCAGAAGGCCGAGGGGUGAGGCCAAAAGGAAUGCAAGUUGCCCAAGAGACUGAGGCCGAGGUGGGUGGGUGGGGUGAACGCCCACACACAAGUCUUUGCAGCAUGCCGGCUGUUUCCCAGUUAAAAAUAAGAAUUUUAAAAAUCUUCAGAAACACAGCAAUGAAAAAUAAAACUCUGGAGACGGAGUUCGCUAGGCACCAGGAGACGUGUCUGUGGGCAUGUGUUGGAAAUCUCCGUUUUCCAGCAGCCUCUUCUCCGACUUGGUGCCCUCCUGGAGUUUGGACUUCAGCCAGCCUGGCCAGUGCGCAGAAAUGUUCAGAGUUGAAGCCCCAAAUGCUUCAACUUGUGCAGGGCUGCUCCAUAGGCACAGCAGGGUUGUGUGUGUGCUGCCUCCAGUAUUCGAGGAAGUAAGCCUGUGUGCCCCAGUUGCUGCGGAACAUGGGCGGGAGGGUGCUGUUGCAUCAUGUUCUGCUCGUUCAUCCCUGGCCGAUGGCUGGUGGGCCGCUGUGUGAACAGAGUGCUGGACUAGGUGGACCCUGGGUCUGAUCCAGCAUCAGGGCGCUUCUGAUGUUCUUACGUGUGCGUCUCUGUUUGCCUGGAAUCCAGUCACGACUAGUAGUAUGCUGACAUUUUACGCUCUCCAAUAAAAUCCCAUCUGCUCCUGG